GAGCGAAAGCAAAGCUUGCCGGCUUGAUCCUCAUCCUCGACCGGAUGCCGUGGUUUUCACCGGCACGAAACUUCUGAAUCUUUCAUGGUGUUUUCGGUUUUCUCGCCGAGUGGAGCUGCGCUGAGCUCACGUGUGACAUAACAUCACACUCACACUCACACCCACCAAGAGCGGCCAGGACGAAUCCCAGUGAUGUCUCCCUCUCGGUAGCCGGCCUAUAUAUACAGGCGCACGCCGGCAGCAAUAUUCGGCAGAGAAGCAGGACGGUCGGCAAUGGCUUCUGCGGCCGUCUGCUCCCCUAAGCAGCAGCAGCGGCAGGAGGAGGAGAAGGACGGUGGGGUUGUUAAGAUCGGCCGGGUUGACGACGUGCAGGAGCUGCAGAGGGCGUGCGUGGACGACGUGCCGGAGCGGUACGUCCGGGACGGGGAUGACCGGCCGGGCGGUGCCAACGUGUGCGCGCACGCGGAGAUCCCCGUGAUCGACGCCGGCGAGCUCCGGCGCGGCGGCGGCGAUGUGGACGAGCUGGAGAAGCUCAGGAGAGCCUGCCAGGAGUGGGGCUUCUUCCAGGUGGUGAACCAUGGCAUCGACGGCGAGCUGCUGGACGAGAUGGAGAGGUUGUCGAGGGAGUUCUUCAUGCUGCCGCUGGAGGAGAAGGAGCGGUACCCCAUGGCGCCGGGCGGCAUCCAGGGCUACGGCCACGCCUUCGUCUUCUCCGAGGACCAGAAGCUCGACUGGUGCAACAUGCUGGCGCUCGGCGUGUCCCCGGCGUUCAUCCGGCAACCCAAGCUCUGGCCGACCACGCCGGCCGACUUCACCGACACCCUCGAGAGGUACUCCGCCGAGGUCAGGGCGCUCUGCCAUCGUCUCCUCGAGCACAUCGCCGAGACGCUGGGCCUGGCGCCCGGUACGUUCGCGGGCAUGUUCGGCGACGCGGUGCAGGCGGUGCGGAUGAACUUCUACCCGCCGUGCCCGCGGCCGGACCUGGUGCUGGGGCUGAGCUCGCACUCCGACGGGAGCGCGGUCACCGUGCUCCAGCAGGACGCCGGCCGCGCGGGGCUGCAGGUGCUCCGGGACGGCGCCUGGGUGCCCGUCCACCCCGUCCCGCACGCCCUCGUCGUCAACCUCGGCGACUCGCUCGAGGUGCUCACGAACGGCAGGUACAAGAGCGUGGAGCACCGGGCGGUGACCAACGGCGAGCAGGACCGGCUGUCCAUCGUCACGUUCUACGCGCCGGCCUACGACGUCGAGCUCGGCCCGCUGCCGGAGCUCGUCGCCGACGGGGAGGCCUGCCGGUACCGGAGGUUCAAGCACGGCGAGUACAGCCGGCACUACGUCACCAGCAAGCUCGAGGGCAAGAAGACGCUGGACUUCGCCAAGAUCAACUAGACCGCCAAGAACUAUAAUCCUAUAUUGCAGACAUCAUACUGAAGUUGAUAGUGCGUUUGUGUACAGAACUGCUAAGUAAUUAAGAUUCCUGAAGCA
Messenger RNA from Triticum urartu, 1482 nucleotides. It is a transcript of the gene LBO1, whose product is annotated as 2-oxoglutarate (2OG) and Fe(II)-dependent oxygenase superfamily protein. Lineage: Eukaryota; Viridiplantae; Streptophyta; Magnoliopsida; Poales; Poaceae. The record is from RefSeq and is a predicted model, not a curated record.